AAGCUGGUGAAAGCUGGUGAAGUGGAGAAGAAGGAGGUGCCUCAAACUGGGAAAGAGUACAACAUUUGGUACAAUAAAUGGGCUGGUGGGGACCGUGAGGAUAGUUAUUCAAAGUAUGUUUUGUUGCAAAGUCGUUCGUCAAGUCGCAGACGCGUUGCAACAUCACGCGCGAACAUGACGGGUGUGAAGUACUGUUGUCCCUUUUUUGUGUGGAGAUGCUGUCUGUAUGGCUGGGAAUGCGAGUAUCUGCAUAUGCUCAUGGACCCAUCGACCACACUGCCGGACAUGUCGAAGGACUGCUUUGCAUGCGACAAGUUCGCAGACUAUCGAGAUGAUAUGGGUGGUGUGGGUAGCUUUCAGAGGCAGAACCGCAUGCUAUAUAUUGGGCGGAUCAAGGAGACGGGCACAGACAUGGAGACGGAGGAGGUUGUGAGGAGGCAUUUCAAGGAGUGGGGAGAGAUUGAAAAAAUUCGAGUGCUGCAGUACCGCAGCAUCACAUUCGUGACGAACCUACGAUGGAUGCGAAUGUGA
Molecule: messenger RNA, 531 nt
Organism: Laetiporus sulphureus 93-53
Lineage: Eukaryota; Fungi; Basidiomycota; Agaricomycetes; Polyporales; Laetiporaceae
Exons: 4
Cellular component (GO): Prp19 complex; U2-type catalytic step 2 spliceosome; U2-type catalytic step 1 spliceosome
Molecular function (GO): U6 snRNA binding; pre-mRNA binding
Source: RefSeq, a predicted model, not a curated record